Molecule: messenger RNA, 3234 nt
Organism: Ictidomys tridecemlineatus (thirteen-lined ground squirrel)
Lineage: Eukaryota; Metazoa; Chordata; Mammalia; Rodentia; Sciuridae
Gene: Sh2d1b
Product: SH2 domain containing 1B
Biological process (GO): regulation of immune response; regulation of signal transduction
Source: RefSeq, a predicted model, not a curated record
GCCAGCUGCCUCCUCUUCCCUGUUCAGAGCCAUCCCGUGGCUUGGAGUUGGAUUUCAGGUUAACAGGCCACUAAAACACAAGAAGGGUCUUCAUGGAUCUACCUUACUACCACGGCCCUCUGACCAAGCAAGACUGUGAGAUCUUAUUGCUUAAGGAAGGAGUGGAUGGCAACUUUCUGCUAAGAGACAGCGAGUCUGUGCCAGGAGCCCUGUGCCUCUGUGUCUCGUUUAGAAAUCUUGUCUAUACAUACCGAAUCUUCAGAGAGAGACAUGGGUAUUACAAGAUUCAGACUUUGGAAGGUACUCCAAAACAGAUCUUUCCAAGCCUAAAGGAAUUGAUCUCCAAGUUUGAAAAGCCAAACCAAGGUCUGGCGGUUCACCUUUCAAAGCCAAUAAAGAGAAGCAGUCCCAGCUUAAGAAGGAGAAGACUGAAAGUUAAACUGGAUGAGAACAAUGAUGACAACUAUGUGAAUGUCUUACCUUAACGGUGAAGAUAAGAACUCUGGACAAAGCAAAUUAAAGAAGAGAUGGGGCAACAACUCUCACAGUUGGUAACUGCUUCACCUGCAAGCGGAGGUCUGGAAUGACAAAUUCUCGUGGCCAAUUCAGAGUCUCCCAGUCAGGGUAACUGAAGAUCUUCUGUCUAUUAGCCUCAGAGAAAUCACUCCUCAUAUCGCUGCCUUCAAGACGAACACUACAAGAAGGCUUAAAGCCCCUCUUCACUUCUUGGAAAGGGACACCUGACCCUAUUCUUCCUGACUCGUUAAAGGGACUACAUCACAGUUGACAUCCUCUUUCUGUCAGCUUCAUACAGAGGAAAGGGCACUUGGCAAUGAGUUCUGAACCCUGAGUUUCAGUCCAGUGACUGUGGCUUUGCAAAAAUCACAGUCUAUUUCUUCAUUAAUAAAAAGUAGUUGGGGUUAGGGGCAGGCGUUAUACACACUGGCCUAGUCUCUCUGUAGAACUUGGUUGUGUUCAGUGGAGUUAGAGAAUCCAGAAGUGCUGGAAAUGUGUACGGUAAGGGAUCAGGGUCUCAUUCUCCUCACACAGCCAACAUAUUCUCUGUACUUGCCUUACUUAGGGAUUUAUGUUUUCUUUUGUAUCAAAGUUAAACCUGUAAUGCAAUAUAAACAUGCUUACCGUAACCUAAAUUCCACAUGUAUAAUGGAGCCAUCUUAAGUUAGGAAAACCUGUGGUCAGAAUGGAGCCAUUUAAAAAAUUCCCUAACAGGUAUCAGAUCACAACUGUAGCCCCUUUCCAUGCUCUGUAUAGUGUUACAUGUGGGUAUUUUAAAGAUAUUCUCCUGGGCUGGGGAUGUGGCUCAAGCGGUAGCGUGCUCGCUUAGCAUGUAUGAGGCACCACAUAAAAAUAAAAAUAAAGAUACUGUGUCCACCUAAAACUAAAAAAUAAAUAUUUAAAAAAAAUACUUUAAAGAUAUUCUCCUAUGUGUGAUCCCAUUUCCCACCUAGGUUCUAAGCAUUAUCAAAGCAUGCUUGGGUCUCCCUUUUAUCCUCCACAGUGUGUAAAAAUAUUUGCUGAAAGAGUUGUGCCUUAUUCGUAGACAUUAUUGACUAAGAAGCAUAUUUCUGAAGAGAUGACUGAAUUGAUUUUAAGGCCUCUUGAAUUUUUCUACAAGUUCAAAAUGUUAGAACCUUGUUAGUUUGGAAUGUACCAGGUUCAAUGCCCAUCCUCAAACCACAGUGAUUUAAUUUCACCCUUGAACAUCCUUUCAAAGUCACUAAAAAGAGGAAUUCUAGAUUUUCAGAUGACAUGAGCAGCAGACAUGUGGCUGGAGUUCCCAAAUGUGAAUCAUUAUGUAUUGAGUUCCUGGGUCACAGCAAUCCAAGGCUAUGACCAAGUAUAGAAGUGAAAUGCAGCCAUGUUCAGAGGGAGCCAGUUUCUUCUGGUUGGUUCAGUAAAAGCCACCAGAAGCAAGCCUGCUUCCUGUGAUUCGGUUCUAGAACUUUGAUUCAUUCUUUAUGGUAUUAAGAAGCACGUUCCAGUUUCCAGCGACUACAGCAAUCCUUGGCAAAGAAAAUAUAUUCAAUGAAUAGUUCUCAAAUAAAUGAAUGAAUAAAUCAGUAUAUAAAGUGUGGCUACUUAUUCUGCAUAGUAGGUAUUUUCUUGAGCUUUAUACAUUUCAAAAUCCAGUAUAUUAAGACAACUUUCAAGAUCUUUAAAUUAUAACUCUCCUAGAAGCAAUUUCCUUUUGGUCAAGCACCCAUGCAUAGCAUCUUGCACAAUGCUUGGUGAGUUUCCAGUACAUUUCUCAAAUAAGCAAGCAACAUUUAAUAGCUGAUGUUAACAUUACACUGUGAAUUCCUGACAUUUUUUAGAAGAUCCUGAACGGAUCAUAGGAAGAACAACUCAAAAAUCUGGGUAUGUGGGACUGGAAGAGGAAAGCCAAAAUAUUAAUAUUUAUUUCAAGUGUUUGAAGUGCUGCUCUGAAAGAUGAUCCAGACUCACUGGAUACAAUGACAGGCCAAAGACUUGGACCAACGGUUGGGUGUAUAUAGGAGGGCAGUUUUAGCCAAAUAUAAAAACAUUGAACCCACUGGGUCUAUCCUACAACCUUACAGUCUGUCCAGUGUUUUGGUUCAAGUAGACAAUGAUAUAUUCCAAGGAUGUUGGAGAGUUGAUUCCUGUCCUGAAAAGAAAUUAGACUGCUGGAAUGCUAAGAAAUUAGACUUCUAAAUCAAGGACAAUUCUAUUCUAUUCUCUUCUUUAAUAACUAUAGUGGAAAUCUAUCUAUCUAUUUUUUAUUUUGGUAUGGAGAGUUGAGUUUAGCACAUACUUUAAUUGUUAAUUCACAAUUGCCAUUAGCCCAUACGACAACUUGCUUUUGUUUUAUUGCAGUUUUUUUUUCCUUCAUCCCUAAUUCCCAUUCCAAGAUCUCCUCCUCUGGAACCAACUCUAUAAUUCUAUAUAAGACUUUGGACAUGGAUUACCAUGGCAGACUAUAAAGUAUUGGCUAUGGACACAUACAUUUAGCAUUUAUGUACAUGGUAUGGUGCUAUUGCUCCAAAUCUGUUAUUCCUUUUUUUUUUUUAAAUGCAACACUGACCUGUUCCAUACUAUAGCUAUCUAAUUCAGUACUUCUAACUGAGACAUGAUACUCCUCAGUGUGCACUGGCCAUUACAAACAUGCUAUAACCACUUACAUGGGCCAUAAGUUUUGCUGUUUAAUGGAGUUGCAAAUUUUUACCAUAUAUAUUCUAUUAGAUUAAUUUACUU